AUGAAGAAGUUUGGAGAUCUAAGAACACUUAUUCUCGAAGCUCAUCGUCGCCGUUACGAUCAGUUCGAUCCACCACCUUGGCUCCUACUACAACGUUCCACAGAAAGCCUCCAAAACUUCCUAAAUGACGUACUUCACAAACAAGUGAACCUAGAGCCUGUGUUAUUAACUUUCGCACGAGAUGAGAGGAACAGCAAGAAUGCUAAUAUUAUUAAGAGGGCGAACGUUGUGCCACUGUCACUAUAUGCAAGGGAGAUGGCGGGCAACCGCCUCGGGGGUCUGAGGGUCUAUCACCCCUAUACCACGAUAUUCACGAGCAACAGAGAGGACUUUUUAGAGCCCAAGGUUGAAUGGACCAACUGUGCCGGGGAUAUUAUGACUAUCAGCUGGCUGCCGGAUGCUACACGCUUCGUCUGCGGCGCGACCACUCAUUCCGACUCACAUAAUCAACAAUAUAAUAAACCUGGUAACCUUCUAUUCGGUGAUGCGUCAUUGAGGACAUUAAGAGCGUAUCCCGAUCAUCGUAUACCUCGCCCUCUCGUUGCCCAAGGUGAAAAUGCCUUGGAAGCAAUGAGGGAAAGUCAAGAUCCUUGGUUGUUCACGUCUGUGGUUUCGUCGGAUUACGACCCCGUCUUCGACUUUGCGUUUACCUCAAGCUUCGAUAACACGGUCAAGGUCUGGCACACAACUGAAGGGGCUAUAGCACUUCGCGAGACGUGGCACCAUGAGGGCCACGUUAAUUUCGUCGUGACGAAUAAAAGUAAACAUGGUAGUAAGGUCGCCACAGCCACCGAUGUUCCUACGAGAGCAGUACGGGUUUAUUAUGCGCAACGUGACAGGUCGGGCAAUUACGCGCAAGCUUACAGAUAUAAAGAGUUCUCUUGCAAGCGAGUACAUGGUGAAGACUACGUCCCCUCGGAUAAAUGGGCCUACUUCCCGUCCGCCAUCCGCUGGGGAAUAGACUCAAGCGUGAACCAUCUUCUGCUAAUCGGAUACUCGCCAAGGAGCCUUAACAAUGACGACAGUGAGAUUCCCGAAGAGAAGCGUUCUACUGGAGAGCUCUGUUUAUGGGAUAUGAACACAUAUACCGAGGUCAAGGUCAAUAGUGCAGCUACUUCGAAUGUAUUCGAAGUUGUAUGGCAUCCUUAUCGGCCAAGCUUUGCAGCGGCAACUUCGGCGUCACAGACCUCUGAGAAGUUAGAGGAGCAUAUUCGAACGCAGAUUCGUCUUUUUGAGCUGAACGAGGCGACGGGCCAAUAUGGCGUCGUCAAAACACUCGAUUGCCCUGCUAUUGACAUCAAUGAGCUUGCAAUUAGGCCCAACAGUAUUCUAUACUCGUACAUUGCCGCCGGCUGUACUGACGGCAAAGCCUACGUCUGGGACUCGGCCGCGAGCGAGGACCAACCAAUGUGUGUUCUCGAACAUGGCGAUCCGGUUGAAGAAGUUAUCGGGAACAGAGAGCAGGAAGAUGUCGGAGUUAAAUUUAUAGCGUGGGCCACAUCCCCCGAUCGUCUAUAUACAGGUUCAUCCGACGGGUUUGUUAAGGUGUGGAAUGUACGGCAGGGGAAGGGAGAGUUAGUGAGAGACCUUAUCGAAGUGGCAGCACCCAUCACAGCCGGUGCUUUCUCGCCGGAUUUUACGAAACUUCUUAUUGGAGACGGUAGUGGACGAGUACAUCUAAUGGAUAUGGAAGACGACGAGGAGAAUAACGACCAGAAUAACCCAGCCGCUACUUCUUUGGGGGUUGUUAACAUGCAGGUCAACGGCAAGCAGCGCGUAAUCCGUCGGCCUCGCCCCUUUAUUCCUCACCCUGAAGUCCCGCCUCCCAACCAAGAUGGAGACGAAUAUCCAAACCAACCUCUAUACCAACUGGGCCAGAGGAGAGCAAGAGAAUACUUGGAAAGAUCAUAUCUUGCCCUCCAUCCCGACCCUACUAUUGGCGCCGUUCAGGGCCCAGCGUACCCCGAAACAGGCCUCUACCGAGCAGAAGCUCACCUCAGCGGAGAUCCCCAAGCACCGCUCCUAAGCGGAUUCGAAAACCUACAGCGAGCCAAUCAGUCAUUCUCUAGGAAGACUAGGUUCCGGAGACAGAGGAGCGUGGAUGAUAUGGCGCGGGACUUGCAGGCGCGAAAUGCCGCCGUCGAUGCGGACAUUGAGGAGAUGCUGGAUCCGGAUACCCGUAUGGCGCUUGAGGUUGAGGGGGCGGAGUUUGGUGAGGCGUUGCUGGAGUUGGAGUAUGAAGAUGAAGAUGAAGAUGGAGAAUGUGGCUACAAUGCGGAUGAGGAGUAA
Messenger RNA from Daldinia vernicosa, 2289 nucleotides. RefSeq names its product WD40 repeat-like protein. Gene Ontology annotation, cellular component: TORC2 complex; TORC1 complex. The coding region runs from base 1 to 2289 and encodes 762 amino acids. The transcript has 3 exons. Lineage: Eukaryota; Fungi; Ascomycota; Sordariomycetes; Xylariales; Hypoxylaceae. Gene Ontology annotation, biological process: regulation of actin cytoskeleton organization; TOR signaling. Gene Ontology annotation, molecular function: protein binding. The record is from RefSeq and is a predicted model, not a curated record.